Onthophagus taurus is the source of this 2678-nucleotide messenger RNA. RefSeq names its product MAGUK p55 subfamily member vari (gene vari). Gene Ontology annotation, molecular function: protein binding. Lineage: Eukaryota; Metazoa; Arthropoda; Insecta; Coleoptera; Scarabaeidae. The record is from RefSeq and is a predicted model, not a curated record.
UCGACUACAAGUCUAUUACUGAAAAGGUCACCUGAAACGGGUUCAUUUGAAUGAUUACUGACAUGAAGUGAUACUAAAUUUGAACAAUUUAGCACUAAAAGUGCCCGAUUCGUUGCGAAAUAUGGUAGGAUUAAGUAAAAAACAUCAGGAUCAGAGGGAUCUUUUAGCUGGGCUGAAAGAAAUGAGCAUCGGUAAUCGAUCUGAAACUGCUGCCCUUCAGCAUGUUAAGAAGAACAUUGAAGCUUUCGAUGUUCAUAAUGGCAUAAAAGAAAUCGAUCUACUCUUUUUAAAAGCACUAAUGGAUAGUCCAGUUUUACAAAAUUUAAUGAAGGUACAAGAUCGUUUAGAAAAUCCACCAGAAUUACCAAAACCGGUGUGUUUUAAUUGUGCGGAAACAUCACGAGAUAUCAUCACACUUUGUACUAAAAUAAGAAAUAGAGAUACUAAAGAAUUAUAUGACUUAUUAAGAACCCCCUAUUUAAAAUCGCUUUUAACGAUUCACGACGAUAUCGCGAAAAUCUCGGAAAUGCCGAACGCGGAGAAAGAUUCUCCCGAUGUGGAGACUUUGCCCGAAUUUAACGGAAAUGGCGAAACUAUUAGAAUGGUUGGAUUGAGAAAGAAACAAGGACAACCUUUGGGUUUAACCGUGCAAGUUGAUGAUAAUGAAAAUUUAACCGUAGCCAGGAUAUUAGAAGGGGGAAUGAUUGAUAAACAAGGAUUAUUACACAUUGGUGAUGUUAUCUUAGAAGUUAACGGUGUUCCUGUUUAUACUCCAGAAGAUUUACAAUCCGAAAUUGCCAAAGCUAAGGAAUCCGUAUCUUUAAAAGUUGGACAAACCGAUGGAGCCUCAACACACGCUUCAUUAAUUUCAAACGGAACAUCCAAAAAUGGAACAACUAAAAAAUUAACCUGUUACAUGAGAGCUUUAUUUGAAUACGUACCAGAAGAAGAUACAUUACUCCCAUGUAAAGAAAUCGGUCUCAGCUUUAACAGAGGAGACAUCCUCCAAAUUGUCGAUCAGAAAGAUCCAAAUUGGUGGCAAGCAAAGAAAGUUAACGGUGAUGGGAAAGUCGGUUUAAUUCCAUCAAUUGAAUUAGAAGAAAGACGAAAAGCUUUUGUUCCGCCCGAUUACGACUACGUUCACAAAAUUAGUAUUUGCGGGGCAAAAAUAUCUAAAAGGAAAAAGAAAAUAAUCUACAAAUCCAAAGCAAGCAGCGAUUUUGAUAAAGCCGAAUUAUUACUUUACGAAGAAGUUACGAAAAUGCCACCGUUCAAAAGGAAGACUUUGGUUUUGAUUGGAUCGCAAGGGGUUGGAAAAAGGACCAUUAAAAAUCGAUUGGUUAAUAGUGAUAGUUCUAAAUUCGCUGGGGUUAUUCCAUAUACAACAAGGCAACAAAGAGUUUUAGAAGAAAACGGACAAAGUUAUUGGUUCGUAUCUAGAGAAGAAAUGGAAAAUGAUAUUAAACAUCAUAAAUUCUUGGAAUAUGGGGAAUAUAAUGGAAAUUUUUAUGGGACACAUUUGGAUUCGAUACGAGAUGUUAUUAAUUCGGGAAAAAUGUGCGUUUUAGAUUGCAGUCCACAAUCGUUAAAAAUCCUUCAUAACAGUUCGGAAUUUUUGCCAUACGUCAUUUUUAUAGCUGCCCCAGGAAUGGAACAUUUAAAAACUUUAUACGACGUAGGAAGAAGCACUACGAAUUUACGAUAUUCCAGUAGAAACUUAGCGGAGGAUGAUUUGAAGAAAACUUUAGAAGAUAGCGCUAGCAUGCAAAGAAUGUACGACAAAUAUAUCGAUUUGGUCAUCACAAAUAAAGAUUUCGAUUCGACAUUUAGACAAGUUAUUGAAGCUUUGGACAAUCUAACCACUGAGCAUCAAUGGGUACCGGUUAAUUGGAUUUAUUAACUGCCAUAUAUUAAAGAAUCUCAUCUUCGCACACGAAUACAGCGAAAAUAGUGAUAAACAAAAAUGGAAUUAGAUUAGAUUUAGAUUUAUUUAAGAUUUACUAAUAUUAAUUUUUAAAGUUAUAAAAACUUAAUCAUAUACAAGAUAAAAAUGUACAAAUAUAUAAUAUGUACAGAUUUAAUAAAAUAGAGACGUUAAGCUUUAGAUUGUAUCCACACUAGAAAAGUCUGAUUUUGAGAAUAUAUAUUUUUACAUCACCAAGAAAUCACCUAAAAAUGAAUGUAAAAUCAUUUAUAUUAUGUAAUCUUUCUGUUAGAGUAACAAUAACAUCUUUAUUUAAGCUACACAUGUAGAAUUUAGCAGCAACAGAAAUAAAUACGGACGAAUAAGUUUAAUUCUAAGUUAAGCUUGAUGCAAAAAGAAAAUGUAAAUACAUUCUUCUGCGAGUAAAAACGUACUACAUCAGUUAAAAAUUAUUUUUUAUUAAAUACUUUUUAUUCUAGAUUUUCUGUUUUUUAAGUAAUAAUUAAUUGUUAUUUAAUUUUAUAUAGUGCUAUAUUAUUAUACGAUUUUUUUACAGAAUAUACUCUAUCGCUAACCGUCCAUGUGUUCAGGGAUAUCGUUCAAUUUUAAUAUUUUUAAUUAUCAAAUUAUCAUUAACUUUUGUUAUCAUUCUAACACUAGUUUAGAUGGUACUCUUUUAUUGUAGUUUAUGUAUUUUGCCCUGAUUUUUAUAUCAUCAUGUAUAAAGGUAAUAAUAAAGACUUAAUUAUGUUAA